Castor canadensis (American beaver) is the source of this 2054-nucleotide messenger RNA. It is a transcript of the gene Pcbp4, whose product is annotated as poly(rC) binding protein 4. The record is from RefSeq and is a predicted model, not a curated record. Gene Ontology annotation, molecular function: RNA binding. Lineage: Eukaryota; Metazoa; Chordata; Mammalia; Rodentia; Castoridae.
GGGUGGGGGGGGCGCGGAGCCGGGCUCCGGGCCGGCCGGGCUCCGCGCCUGUCAAACCCCUCAUUGUUCGCAGCUGAUGUCACUCGCAGUUGUGAGCGGCCGCCUCUCCCGGGGACAAUGUGGGACUGAGCGGCCCAGCCGCCGCGCCGCCGCCGCCGCCGCAGGACAGCCCCAGCGAGAACCAACCAGGCCGCAGGGGGGACACACUCCCAGGCUGCUGUGGCCCCAGCCCCGCCUGACAGGAUGAGUAACUCAGAUGCGGGGCUGGAGGAGGAGCCAGAGCUUAGCAUCACCCUCACACUGCGGAUGCUGAUGCAUGGGAAGGAGGUGGGGAGCAUAAUCGGGAAGAAGGGAGAGACUGUAAAGCGAAUCCGGGAACAGAGCAGUGCCCGGAUUACCAUCUCCGAGGGCUCUUGCCCAGAGCGCAUCACUACCAUCACCGGGUCUACAGCAGCUGUCUUCCAUGCGGUCUCCAUGAUUGCUUUCAAGCUGGAUGAGGACCUUUGUGCUGCUCCUGCAAAUGGUGGCAGUGUCUCCAGGCCUCCAGUGACCCUGCGCCUUGUCAUUCCUGCCAGCCAGUGUGGCUCACUGAUUGGGAAGGCUGGCACCAAGAUUAAGGAGAUCCGAGAGACAACGGGAGCCCAGGUGCAGGUGGCUGGGGAUCUGCUUCCUAAUUCCACAGAGCGCGCUGUCACUGUGUCUGGGGUGCCUGAUGCCAUCAUUCUGUGUGUGCGCCAGAUCUGCGCUGUUAUCCUGGAGUCCCCACCCAAAGGAGCCACUAUCCCAUAUCAUCCCAGCCUCUCCCUAGGUACUGUCCUUCUCUCCGCCAACCAGGGCUUCUCUGUCCAGGGUCAGUAUGGAGCAGUGACCCCCGCUGAAGUUACCAAGCUCCAGCAGCUCUCGGGCCAUGCAGUCCCCUUUGCCUCUCCCAGUGUGGUGCCAGGACUGGAUCCCAGCACACAGACCAGCUCACAGGAGUUCUUGGUUCCCAAUGAUCUGAUUGGCUGCGUGAUCGGACGCCAGGGCAGCAAGAUCAGCGAGAUCCGGCAGAUGUCAGGGGCUCACAUCAAGAUUGGGAACCAAGCAGAGGGCGCUGGUGAACGGCACGUGACCAUCACUGGCUCACCGGUCUCCAUCGCCCUGGCCCAGUACCUCAUCACUGCCUGUCUAGAGACGGCCAAGUCUACCUCUGGGGGGACGCCCGGCUCAGCCCCCGCAGACCUGCCCACCCCCUUCUCGCCGCCCCUGACGGCCCUGCCCACGGCUCCCCCAGGCCUGCUGGGCACACCCUAUGCCAUCUCCCUCUCCAACUUCAUCGGCCUCAAGCCUGUGCCCUUCUUGGCUCUACCACCUGCUUCCCCAGGGCCACCGCCGGGCUUGGCGGCCUACACUGCCAAAAUGGCAGCGGCCAAUGGGAGCAAGAAAGCUGAGCGGCAGAAAUUCUCCCCCUACUGAGGCCGGCUGAGGCACAGGCGGGGGCAGGCAGGACCACCGGCAGGGGCUGCCUCUGCAUCCUACCUGCCCAAGGAGAUUCCACCCUGGGGUCCCAAGUGCCGCUAACGCCAGACGCAUGGAUGCACCCCCUACCCUGCCCUGGUCUUUGGAGUUUCUUCUCUCCGAAAGGGGGCAGUUUCUGGUCCAGGGUUCUGGGAGCUGCAGCAGCCCCAGGGCAGGGGCCCCCACCCCUUCAGCUCUGUGCUUGGAUGCAGGGAACAGCCAGGGGCCUCCCUAGUGCUCUCCAUGGGAGGUCACCAAUGUACUCUGUCGUCCCCUAGGGCUUCCAGGCCUGCUGCCCCUUGGGAAUCAGGGAGGAAACCUGAGGGGCGGCUGGGGCCAAGCUUCUCUCCACCCCUGCAGGUCCCUGCUGCUUCCACUGAUACCCUUUUGACUGGAAUGGACUGGUUGGGCUUGUCAGGGGACAGGCCAAAGAGGGGGCUCUGCCGGCAGCCAGCUGGGGGAGUGGCCUGGGGGCAGGGGCCCAGUUCUCAGCAGCAGACACUCUGUACAGUUUUUUCAAUCCCUGUUUUUGAAUAAAUAUUCUCAGCGACCAGAAA